AGCCGGCUCUUCUCGGUUCACUUUAAAGAGUCGACUCUUUGAACCAACUCGUUCUUGACGACCCAUCACUAGACUGAGCUGAACGGGGCUGUUUCUGUGACUGCUGUUUACUGCUGUUUACUGGGGAGUGUUUGACGGUUGAUGGCUAAACCUCUACCCCUCUACUCGGCACGACGUCCUGUAAUCUGUUGUGUUUAAGAACACACUUAGGUGUUUUUUUAGAGGCUGUGAAAAGGAAACCAGCGCUGUUAAAUCACCGAGGAAGGCGGUUAUAAGACACCCUGAAUGUGGCUAACGGCUAACUUUUAAAGCUAACGUCCAACGGUCGUCGAGCAACUUCAUCGACGGCGGAAAACUCCUCUUAAAAACACACUCAACGGAAGAAUAACUAGGAUUAAAGAGUGCUGGAAGACUUGGACUAAGUGUUUCACGAAGAACUACGUGAAUUUAACGGGAUCCUUUGUAACUUUUUAUCCUAAACGGUCGUAGUGGCGUAGUCGGCUAAUGUUAGCUACCUAGCUCGCUACAUUAGCAUUCAAGCUAGCAGGACAGUACAGUAGUUUGCUACUGUGGAGGACUUUAAUUAACUUUUUUUAAUGACAAUGUCUUGCAUAUGUUUUGCAACAGGUAGUAGACCUUUUUGCACGAAGCUGUAAUAAAAUAUAUAUAUAUAUAAACUUCAGAGAGGUUCAUUUUAAUGUGUGUAACUCCAGGUUAUACUGCAGGCAAUGAAUGUCAUGAGUUUAUUGUUUUAGAUAGAUAGAUAGUAACUUUAUUAAUCACGUUUCCAGCAUCACAGUUCCAUAGUGCAAAAAACAUGUUAGUAAAAAGGCAGUAAAAAAAAGUUAGUAGUGCAAAGUACAAAAAAAAUACCAGAUAUAAAAAAUACAAGGAGAUGAAGAAGAAAACUGUUAAAACUGAAUAUAGUGCAGAGUAACAGCUGUGAUACACGACUAUUAAAACAAGUGAAUAUAAUAUCAUUUUGAAGAGAUUUGCUCCAGAAAACAAGUGAUGCAGUUUUUGGACACAGUCUAAUCUAAACCCACCGAUACUGAGCGACCAUGUUGGAUCAUACAGAAUAACACCAGACUACUUGGACAGCUUCAAGUCGUGCAGUUGUGACUCUACGUGUUUUUGUUUUUGUGUGCUGCUGAUGCAAACAGAAGAGGAUCGUUUGUCCUAAGGGGGGAUACCAUACAAUAGCAUUUGUUCUGUAAAGUCUUCGCACAGUUUAUGCAUCAAAAUGUCGGCCAUCUCCGCAUCCGAGAAAGUGGACGGGUUCACGAGAAAGUCCAUGAGGAAGGCCCAGAAACAGAGGAAAUCCCAGGGCUCGUCUCAGUACCGCACACAGAGCGCCCCGGUGGAGCUCUCACCACUACCGCAGCUCAAAGAUGCCCCCUCCACAGAGCAGCAGGAGCUGUUCACCCAGAAACUCCAGCAGUGCUGCAUGCUCUUUGACUUCUUCGACUCGGUGAUUGACCUGAAGAGCAAGGAGAUCAAGAGGGCCACGCUCAACGAGCUGGUGGACUACGUGUCCACCAACAGAGGGGUGCUGGUGGAGACUACGUACCCAGAGAUCACUAACAUGAUCUGCACCAAUAUAUUCCGAACUCUUCCACCGAGCGACAACCCUGAUUUUGACCCAGAGGAGGAUGAACCCACUCUGGAGGCUUCCUGGCCUCACAUUCAGCUGGUCUACGAGUUUCUCCUACGCUUUCUAGAGAACCCAGACUUCCAGCCCAGCAUUGCAAAGCGCCACAUCGAUCAGAAAUUUGUCCUGCAGCUCCUGGAGCUGUUCGACAGCGAGGACCCGAGGGAGAGGGACUUCCUGAAGACCAUCCUGCAUCGGAUUUAUGGGAAGUUCCUGGGGUUGCGAGCCUUCAUCAGGAAGCAGAUCAACAACAUUUUCUUGCGGUUCAUCUAUGAAACGGAGCAUUUCAACGGCGUCGCUGAGCUGCUAGAAAUCCUGGGAAGUAUCAUCAACGGGUUUGCGUUGCCUCUGAAGGCCGAGCACAAGCAGUUCCUCAUGAAGGUGCUCAUCCCGUUACACACAGCUAAAGGACUGGCCCUUUUCCACGCGCAGCUGGCCUACUGUGUGGUCCAGUUCCUGGAGAAAGAUCCUACACUCACUGAACCGGUGAUCCGCGGGCUGCUCAAGUUUUGGCCUAAAACCUGCAGCCAGAAAGAGGUGAUGUUUCUGGGUGAAAUCGAGGAGAUUCUGGACGUCAUCGAGCCGACACAAUUCAAGAAGAUCCAGGAGCCGUUGUUCAAGCAGAUCUCUAAAUGCGUGGCCAAUCCACACUUUCAGGUAGCGGAGCGAGCGCUGUAUUUCUGGAAUAACGAGUACAUCCUCAGCCUCAUCGAGGAGAACAUCGACAAGGUCCUCCCCAUCAUGUUCGGUAGCCUGUACAGAAUCUCCAAAGAGCACUGGAACCCGACAAUCGUAGCUCUGGUCUACAACGUGCUGAAGACACUGAUGGAGAUGAACUGCACGCUGUUUGAUGAGUUGACUUCCUCCUAUAAAGCCGACCGGCAGCGGGAGAAGAAGAAGGAGCAGGAGAGGGACGAGCUGUGGAAGAAGCUGGACGAGUUGAGGCUCAGCAACGCCGCUCUGGUCCAGAACAACAGCCACGGGCUCCCCAUUGUCCAGAACAACAACAACAACAACAACAAUAGUAAUAAUAAUAAUAAUAAUGACAACCAGGACAAGAGCGCCGAGGCUGCAGCCGUCACCACGGACAACAAAGACCCCGACGCCAGCGAGAGCACCCCGUGUGCCAAAUGACACCGGAUGUCCGUUUUUUAUUCCGUUCCGGUUUGGCGUCGUGUUCAGGACUGUCAGGAGAGGAUUAACGGAGACAGAAAACACACAAAUUACACCUCAACAGUAUAUUAAAUCUACUUAGAGUGACUUAGAACGCCAGCAUUUCUUUGGCAGAAAAAAAAAAUCUAUAUUUCAACUUAAGACUAUUUUUGGAUGUUACAGUGUGGCUGCAGUAUAUUGUUUAUUUGUCUGAUCAAAGAUUUAUCCUUUCACAUUUAGUUUCUUAACUGAAAAUGAUUAUUUUUUUUUUUUUGUUUAUAUUCGUUGUAUGAUAAACGGGAGGGGAGAAAAUAAUAAUGACUUGAAUUUAAUGUUUCCGAUUGUGCUGCACUUAGACAAGCUGAAUAGCUAUUUAAAGAUGUCUAUUUUUUAAUGUGCUUUUCCUUGUUGCUGCCAACACGUGGGUGCAAACCUUAAGGAAGAAGGGAACUUUGGGAGUAUUUUUGGGGGGUGGGGGGGCAGAUGGGACCAGAUCCAUAAUUAAACAUUUAGAUGUAUAGAAACGGGCUGUUAUCAUGAGCAGAAAGGACCGUUAUCUCACGUUAGAGAUGGAGAACGAGAGGAGGCGCACGGCCAAAAAGAAAACAAGAUAAAUCCUAAAGAAUCCCAGAUAUGGAUCGAUAUCUCCGAAAGUGACUCUAGUUGGAACUAUGAAGUUAAAACUUGUCCACGAUUAGGGUAGAUGUCAUAUUUGUGAGAUUAUUUCUGUGUUUCAGGUGUUGGUAAAUAUUUUUGUAACUGGGUGAAGCUAAUAGUUGUGACACAACACCUUCAUUUGUAAGAUUACACUAAAGUAUUGAGACGGGGCUUUUCAAAGAGUGAAAUGUUUUUGACUGGAAUUAAACAUUUUGAGGAUUAUCAUUUGUUUUUCUCGCCGAGAGUCGGGUGAGAAGUUUGAUACCGCUCCUCGUGUUUUGUACUGUAAAUAUGAAGCGACGGCCCGCAGCUGGUUAGCUUAGCUUAGCAUAAAGACUGGAAACGGGGGGAAACUGCUAGCAUGGCUCUGUCUAAAGCUAGGUUGGCCAAUCACAUUACAUGCAAGCACACAUUCCUGGUAGAUUAUCUCGUACUCAUCGUGACCAAAGAUAAAAUAGUUUUUAUUUUACUUUCUGUGAUUAUUACAAACCGUUGUCCAAACGUGUUAUUCCUGGAGCGUAUUUUCAUUGUCUCACCGGUACCUUCAUAUUAUUUUUUUCUUUCUUUUUUCUUUAUUGGUGCAAAAACAAAACGGCAGUGACGUUACAAGUAGUACAAAAGUGAUAAGAACAGGGUAGAAAUACCCAAGAAAAGACAAAGAAAACAAGGUGACGCCCAGAGCUUGAAAUGAGACAUAACAAACAAAACAAACAUACAAAAAGGAUGAAAUAAUAUUCAUAAUAAUUCUAGUAAUAACGUCUUAAAUAAAUUAAAAAUAAAAAAAUAAUAAGGAAGAAAUUAAAAAUAAAUAAAUAAAUGCGUAGUAAUAUUUAGACGUGUCAGAUUUUGUUCUUAGUGUCUCACUGCAACAAAUUGUUAAAAUUUGCCGUUUUACGGGAAGUUACGCACCGUACUAUUCCUGAAUUGUCGUUUUAACACUUAUUAGUAUUGAUUAAACAAACAAAAUAAAACAUGUUUAGCUUUAGAGGUGCCGGUAGACACAUUUUGUUACUUUUGGACGGAGCCAGGCUAACAGUUUCCCUCUGUUUCCAGUCUUUAUGCUAAGCUAAGCUAACUAGCUGCUGGCUGUAGCUUCAUAUUUACUGAACAGACAUGAGAGAGUGUCGUCGAUCUUCUCAUCUAACUCUCGGCAAGAACUCGAGUAUUUCCCAAAAUGUCGACCUAUUCCUUUAAAAGUAGUAGAUUAAGAGAUAAAAAACACGAGACCUACAGUACAGUACUAUAUUUUUCCAGAGUAUUUGACGAGGCAAAUAUUUUUGAAUGUUUCAUUUUUGCAGAUGGAUUACGGACGGGGGAUGCAGGAUGUGCUCGAGUGUAUAUUUGUUGAGUGCGUACAUGUGUGUAUAUGUUAGUUUGGAGGCUACUUAAAGGGAAAUGCCACUCAAUUUAAGAUUCUCUGUACAGUUCUAUUUGUUUCCGUGGUCUCGGGAAGUGCAGUCCGUUGCUUAUAGGAACAUGAAAUGGUUCACUGUCGAGACCGUCUUACCCACUUAUCUGGCAUUUCUACAAAGAGGCUGAUGUUGUGUAUUGUGAGUUUUUAUAUCCAAACAAAAGGCUCAUUAAUGAAGUAUCAAGAACCAGAAAAACCCAUCAAUGCCUGUUCACUCCCUUUCCAGACUUUAUAACCUCACAUGUUUGCUUUUUAGUUUCUGACGUUGGGAGGUGAUGUUCAUAAAACUUAAUCUGACUGCCGUAGAUCAUAGGAACCUUUUUUUUUUUUUUUUAAAUUGAAUGGUGUUCCCUCUGAACCCCGAGUGUCUGCUCUCUCUUACUUCUUCUAUUUUUAGGUCCAGUCUUUUUCUGAUGCCUUUCUGUCAGUACAGCAUUCCAACCUCUGUGACGUUUAAAAAAAAAAAAAAAAAAAUACUGCGUGGGGAACCUGUUUUGUAAUCGCAGAUCUUAUUUAGGUUUCACCAUCAAAUAAAGUCGACUUUAUCUUUCUACUCAAAGAA
Molecule: messenger RNA, 5433 nt
Organism: Sebastes umbrosus (honeycomb rockfish)
Lineage: Eukaryota; Metazoa; Chordata; Actinopteri; Perciformes; Sebastidae
Gene: ppp2r5a
Product: protein phosphatase 2, regulatory subunit B', alpha isoform
Exons: 13
Coding region: 1244-2785 (513 amino acids)
Biological process (GO): signal transduction; protein dephosphorylation
Cellular component (GO): protein phosphatase type 2A complex; nucleus; cytosol
Molecular function (GO): protein phosphatase activator activity
Source: RefSeq, a predicted model, not a curated record